Molecule: messenger RNA, 1195 nt
Organism: Triticum urartu
Lineage: Eukaryota; Viridiplantae; Streptophyta; Magnoliopsida; Poales; Poaceae
Source: RefSeq, a predicted model, not a curated record
AUGGCCCGCUGGCUUCUGCUGCUUCUUCUGCGGCUGUUGUAUCUUGUUGAUGCAUUUCUUGCCAUGUCUGCAGAAGUAACUUACAAUUCUCUGCGGAUAUUGGUCUUUCCGGUGUAUUUUAAAUGUUCCUGGUUACACUGGGAUUUACACUAUUUUCAAUGUAAGAAGGUGAAGUGGGUGAAGGAGCUGAAGAAUGUUGGUACAAGUAGAAGUGUUUCUGACCUGGUGAUCUUCCUGGGAUUUCCCCCAAUGUUUGGCUGUUUGGUGGGUCGCAAGCUGAUGGGCAGUUGUUCGCUAUGGUCCAGGGUAUUUGUGGUUCAGCCCCGCACGCUUGUUCCCCGUUGUGUCGAUCCCCUCUCCGCUCGCCUCCUCCUCUCCCGGGUCGCUGCACCGCCGGCUCAGCCGCUUCUCCUGCGUCUUAUCCUCCCCGCUCCUCUCCUCACAGUUGAGUCCUCAACCAGAUCGGCGUCCAUCUUCAGCGGCGGCGGCAUCUUCAGUGGAGGAGGCGGGUGGUCGUGGCGGGGGCAUCUUCAGCGGUGUCGCCGGACGAGCUCCACGCGUGGGGGAGAUAUCUCCACGGGCCCGCGCAACCAUGUCCCCUUGCUCACGUCGGCCUCACAAAGAAGAGGUCUAGUCCGCCCGUGCCGCCGAGGAGGGGGAGCAGCCGCGCCCGGAGUAGGUCGUCCCCAACGCCUGCAUCUAGUCGUCGACCUUAACUAUACUGCAGUCGCCGCUGCUGGUCGAGGUCGCCCAGUUGACACCGGCCCCGCCGGAGUGCAGCUCAUCCUGCCCGAGGACAUGAUACGAAAGGGAGGGACGCCGGCGGGUGAUUCCCCCCAUUCUGCCAAGGCCAAGAUGGGGCAGAAGAUGUCAUUGGCGCAUCGAAGGCUCUCUUUGCUUGAUGAUAUCAUUAGCAUCAGUAGGCACAUCGCUGCUGCUGCUGCUGCGGCGGCGGCGGCUGAUGAUGAUGGUGGUGCUUUUGAGCUGAUGGCAAGAACCUUCACGGAACCAUCUAAUCUCAUAUGUCUGCAUUCAGGAUGAGGAGUUCGCUGCUGAUGUUCCUCAGAAAAAUACAGGAAUUUGUGACAGCAAUGACGACUUCGUUCCAUUGAUAGGACAAUGUUGAUGCCAUCAAAGCGAAAUACAUCAUCGAGGCUGCUAACCACCCAACAGACCCCGAGGCCGACGAGGCAAG